Molecule: messenger RNA, 816 nt
Organism: Harpegnathos saltator (Jerdon's jumping ant)
Lineage: Eukaryota; Metazoa; Arthropoda; Insecta; Hymenoptera; Formicidae
Exons: 3
Coding region: 1-816 (271 amino acids)
Source: RefSeq, a predicted model, not a curated record
AUGGGUGGUUUAUUAUGGGUGGGCGCGGAGGUUCGACCGGACCCCGGAAUGCCAAUGGGAGGUAACGACCCUGGUAUCUCCCCAACGAGGGACCCUCUUAAGGAGACGACCGGACCAGGGCAGGCUAGUCCACCGUCCGGGGACCUGGAGGACGUGGCGAAGGAGGCCGCGGAGGUCCCACAGGAGUGGGAAGGGGAGCACGGAUGGAGUCCGACCCCCGGUAUCGAAGAGCAGGAACCGAUAGAGGUGGAACUCCAGCCCCAGAGGAAGAGGAGGGGAAAGGUGGACCCCGACCCUGGGACGAGGGACUCAUCGAAGGAGGACGUCAGGAAGGCCAACCUCGGCGGCGGCGUCCAGGCACAGGACCUGUGGUCACACAGGAUACUGGAGCUGGACGCCGCGCUGAGGAUGGCCACCGAGCCGCAUUGGGUGCCGAGGAACAGCGCAAGCUGGUUCGGCAGCCCAGACGGCUUGGUCGCUGUGGUGGCAAACCCCGGUGCGAGGACCCCUCCCUGUGAACUAAGGGAAAGGGGGUCCUCGUUUGUGGCGAUUGACUACGGGCCCAUCACAGUGAUGGGAGUUUAUCUCCACCACCACAAAAAUAUAGUCGGUCUCGGAUCGUCGCCUCGUCCUCCCCGGCAGAGGGAUCCUCGGGGCGAGGCGGUGAUCGACUGGGCAGUGGGGUUGGACCUCCUGUUAAUGAACAGGGAGUCAGCCAGCACUUGCGUGCAGCCUGAGGGAGAGUCGGUCAUUGACCUGACCUGGGCUUUUCCUUCGGCCGCCUGGUUAUUCCAGGAGUGGAAGGUGGAGGUGUAG